UAACUUCAGAAAACAAUGUUUUUGUACUAUGUAUGAUUCCCUUUGUUUACCCUUGUUCCGACUCCACAGUAUAGGAGGAUUAGGAAGGAGACGUCUACACCAGACCAGAGAUUCAACACACCCAAUUUUCAUCAUCAUGUCCAUACGUUGUGGUAGCUGUUCAUCCUCAUCUUCUUCUUCUUUUUAUAAACACAAUUUUCUACCUAAUUACAAUUACAGUUACAAACACAAACACAAUAAUUAUAAUUAUAAUAGUUCCAUUUCAAUUCCCAUGGUCAAGUGCACACCUUCUGAUGACAUCCAUGAAUUAUUAAAGAUCCUUCCACAUGAUUUGCGUGACAAGCUUGUAAUGGAGUCUAAAAAAGAUCAACUAUUAGAGGUAAUAUUGGAUCUAGGUCGGUUACCAGUUGCAUGCUUCCUUGGUGAUUCAGGGCGAAAGUAUCUAAGAGAUACCGAGAUCUCAAUGGAUGAGUUAGAAUUUGCUGAGAAUGCAAUUGGAGAAAUUGGAGGGGAUAAUAGAGCCGGGAUCACUGGCACCCUGCACCGCAUAUCUGCAGUCAGGAAUCGAAAGGGUGUAGUAGUUGGGUUAACUUGUCGAGUUGGCAGGGCUGUACGGGGUCACAUUGAUAUGGUCCGGGAUCUGCUUCAGUUUGGAGAGAGUAUCCUCUUUAUUGGAAGACCCGGUGUAGGAAAGACUACUGUUAUGCGAGAGAUAUCUCGAGUUUUAUCAGAUGAGCUACAAAAAAGAGUGGUUGUUGUUGAUACUAGUAAUGAAAUAGGAGGUGGCGGAGAUAUACCACAUCCAGCAAUAGGCAGUGCAAGAAGAAUGCAGGUUUCAAAACCGUCUACGCAACACAAAGUGAUGAUUGAGGCAGUGGAGAAUCACAUGCCUGAAGUGAUCAUUAUUGAUGAAAUCAGCACUCGGGCUGAAGCUAGUGCUUGCCAGUCAAUUGCCGAAAGAGGGGUCAUGCUUAUCGGCAGUGCUCAUGGUGAGCGACUCGAAAAUAUAAUAAAGAAUCCUGUUCUCUCUCAUUUGGCAGGGGGAGUAGAAAGUGUUACUUUAGGAGAUCAAGAAGCCCGGAAGAGAGAUGGCAGGAAAAGUAUCAGCGAGAGAGGUAGUCCUCCUACCUUCCCCUUUAUGAUUGAAAUGAGAGAUAGACAUCAUUGGGUUGUGCAUAAGACGGAAAGAAGUGUGGAUGCGUUGCUUCGCGGAGAAAGGCCUCGGGUGGAGGUUCGAAAGCGAGACAGACAAAUGAAAGUUAUCAUAGAAAAAUGGAAAAUCGAGAAUUAGAGUGACUCAUGAUUUAAAUGGGAACUCCCACAGAUAAUAGUAGUCGGUUCUAAGUCCAUUACACACUGAAACCUAGGACUGGUCAUAUUACCACUGACAUACAAGGGAAUCAUGUCUUGUGAAAUAGAAAUCUCAUAUGGGUUGUUCAAGUCUAAACUCUAAAGAGGAAUCCAAAUUAUAGAUCAAGCAGUGAAGUUGUGUUAUUUUACAUGCAUUGGUAAACUGUAAA
Molecule: messenger RNA, 1520 nt
Organism: Erigeron canadensis
Lineage: Eukaryota; Viridiplantae; Streptophyta; Magnoliopsida; Asterales; Asteraceae
Exons: 9
Coding region: 29-1291 (420 amino acids)
Molecular function (GO): ATP hydrolysis activity
Source: RefSeq, a predicted model, not a curated record